AUGACACCAUCCGAGACCCAGCAAGUUGACGGCCAGACCGCCGAGAGAGGCGAAGCCUCCCGACCGGAGUUUGCUAGCACGGCACCUGCACCUGUCGAGCCUAUGAAGCUACAGCCUCCGGAAGAAGAAGAAGAGCCCGUUGUCGGAAUGCGCGGCGGUCGCGCUGUCCGUAUCCACAUGACGGCAAUCCAGCAGACGACAGACGCGCUCCCAGACCAGACGUACAGCACCGCAGGCAAAGCAAUGGCGGUUCCUGUGCGCGACGAGCAGGAUGUGUCGGACGCGGAGGCAGAGGAUGCGGCAUUUCUGCGCGAGUCGUACCUCGCAUUUGCGGUGCCGCUGGCGACAGAUCGGCGGCUCGAGCAGGCUCUCGAGCAAUGCCACGGGUCACCACAGGACCUGAUCGAAGCAACGGAGGAGCGAGAGUCGCUUUUUUUCGGUAUGGAUGCGAUGCCAGAUGAGACGGUCGAUGUGUAUUUCAUCCUGCGCACGCGACACGAGGGCGCAGCUCAUCUGCAGUCCUUCCUCGACCGGUUAUCGAUCACGCUCGACGCCCACAUUGUCAACAUCAUUCCGGGACGGGAGACGCCACCGCCAGUGGAGGUGAUUUUCAACGGCAGUGUGGAAGAAGUGCACCGUCCGCUGCUAGUGAGCCGACAGCCGUGCGGGCUGAACCUGCUGGCAGCACUGGCGGGCGACCCGAUGCUGCAGCUGGACAGCGAAGGAGGAUGGCCACGGCUGUCGGCGCAGCGAGUAUCGCGGGUAGCGCCGGCAGGGCUAGCGCAGCAGCAGAAGGCCAACCAGCGCAAAUGGGCGGGACAGCCACAGCCGCUACGCGGACAGGGAGCCACGGUACUGCCGAUUGUGCCGGCAGUGCACGCACGGAUCCGAUUUGUGCGGCCAAGCACGGUGCCGACGAGUGCGGCGGUGGUGGGGGUACUGGAGCUGGACUUUACGCCCUUUUUCGACUGCGAGGCAGUGCUGACGCGGGUAGAGGUGACGGUGCGAGGCGGCGAGGUCGUGGACUUGAACGGGGAGGACGACGGAAACGGAGACGGAAAGGCAGACGAGGCGGGCAAUGCUGACAAAGCCGGACAGGACGGGAUGCGGCUGCCGUUGUUCUGCGUGGCACGUGAUCACCUGACAUUUCUGUACCGGCUGUCGCCAGCAGCCUACGGGUUUGACGCAGCCCUCAACACGAUUCCGACUCUGACGCCACCGACGUCGCGCGAGCUAGACAUUGCCGUGGAGGCACGGGUGCUGGUGCGGCCAGGCAUGUGCGAGCCAUCGCUGGCGAUGGCGUGGACGACAGCGGUGGACUUUUCGCUACCAGUGAAUCCAGGCUUUGGAACAGCGCUGCCACCGGUGUCGCUGCAGCGGGGAGCACACCGGCCGUCGCAGUUGUCGAUUGACGGGAUGGCAUCGAUGAUGGCACCAGCGAUUAGCCGGCCGGACGCACUGCCGUCGCUGGAGGCAGCGGCCCGGAGCACAGAGACGACGAUUCCCGACUUUGGCAUCACGAUGACGCUGACGGCGCCAGACCGGCCAGUCUAUGCGGGCGAGGAGUUCUGCUGGACCGUCUUCAUCGUGAACCGGACGGGGGGUUCGGCGUUGCCGGCGCUGCCAGGGCGAGAGACGAACGGCCUCAGUCACGGAUACGGCCACGGGUCAGCGAACGUGCAUUCGGCCUCAGGGUCGGCAUCGACCAACACGCCGGUGCCGGCGACGCCUCCACGACUGCGCAAGCUGGCACUGCUGGUGUUACCGCGACGGCGACGCAACGACCGCAGCUCGCUGGUCGACGGCACGGACGUGGUCUGCCUCAGCGCAGACACGCGCGUGGGCCCGCUGGCACCACACGCCUGCCACGUCGUUGAGCUGCGCUUUGUGGCGCUGCGAGCAGGCGCCGUCGGCAUCGAGGCCGUCCGGGUGGUCGAUCUGGGGUCGCAGGAACACGUGGACUAG
Messenger RNA from Grosmannia clavigera kw1407, 1965 nucleotides. RefSeq lists its product as uncharacterized. Lineage: Eukaryota; Fungi; Ascomycota; Sordariomycetes; Ophiostomatales; Ophiostomataceae. Bases 1 to 1965 code for a protein of 654 amino acids. The transcript has 7 exons. Gene Ontology annotation, biological process: intra-Golgi vesicle-mediated transport. The record is from RefSeq and is a predicted model, not a curated record. Gene Ontology annotation, cellular component: trans-Golgi network; TRAPPII protein complex.